Anguilla anguilla (European eel) is the source of this 3652-nucleotide messenger RNA. RefSeq names its product protein tyrosine kinase 2 beta, b (gene ptk2bb). The transcript is spliced from 31 exons. Gene Ontology annotation, cellular component: focal adhesion; cytoskeleton. Gene Ontology annotation, molecular function: ATP binding; protein tyrosine kinase activity. Gene Ontology annotation, biological process: signal complex assembly; protein phosphorylation. Lineage: Eukaryota; Metazoa; Chordata; Actinopteri; Anguilliformes; Anguillidae. The record is from RefSeq and is a predicted model, not a curated record. Bases 196 to 3192 code for a protein of 998 amino acids.
AAGGAAGUACUAGGAGAAACUAAGCUGGGGUGUGGCUUAACAGUUCACAGCAAACUUCUCCGUAACCCAAACUAAAGCAAACGCUGGAUUACUUUUCCAUUGCACGUUGUAUUGGAAGAAGAAACAAAUUGGAACGACUUUAAAGCAGGGUGCAGGUGUGAUGGUGUGGCUGUUUCCGUGACCACACGUGACGAGAUGUCGGGUGACACCAGCACCCUGUCCUGGAGGCUGCCAAGCCCUGGCGGCCCUGAUUGGUCAGACUGUGGCUCCGAUGGGGCAGGUUCUGGGGCUGGGGGCCCUGUGAAGAUCCUGAAGGUCUGCUUCAUCAGCAACAGCUCCAACCUGGGCAAGAACUUCAAACUUGUCAAAUGCGACAGCUCCUGGGAGAUUAAGGCCAUCAUCAAGUCUAUCCUGAUAAGUGGCCGUUUGGGUCCAAAUAUAAAGUACCCAGGCUGUUAUGGGCUCCUGCUCAAACACCUCAAAUCGGAAGAACUCCACUGGCUCCACCCAGACAUGACGGUGGGAGAGGUGGAGCAGAAAUAUGAGAAACUACACUUGGAGGCCGAGUGGAGGUAUGAUCUGAGAAUCCGAUACAUUCCAGACAACUUCUUAGAGAAAUUUAAAGAAGACAGAACCACAAUGUUGUACUUCUAUCAGCAGGUCCGCAGUGAAUACAUGCAGCACCAUGCCAGCAAAGUCAGUGAUGGGAUGGCAUUACAGCUGGGCUGCCUGGAAAUCAGGAGGUUUUACAAAGACAUGAAUGCUAAAGGUCUGGAGAAAAAGUCAAAUUUUGAAUUGUUAGAGAAGGACGUGGGACUUGAACUUUUUUUCCCCAAAAUGCUUAUUGACAGCAUGAAGCCAAAACAACUGAGGAAGAUGAUCCAGCAGACCUUCCUGCAGUAUGCUACGCUUAAGGAAGAGGAUUGCAUGGAGAAGUUCUUCGAGACACUCAGCAAAUUCUCCAACUUUGACGAGGAGGUGUUUCCUUGUGAGCUGGUGCAAGGCUGGAGUCUUGCGGUGGAGCUGGUCAUUGGACCCAAAGGCAUCUGCCAGCGUACACAGAAGCACUCAGCGCCCAUCUGCCUAGCUGAUUACAAACAGAUUAAGAGCAUCAAAAGUUCUGUACAAAGUGACAGCAAAGCACUUCUGAAUCUGAAUAUAGAAGGAGCCGCUCAGCCUUUGUCCAUCCACACGGCUUCCAUCAGCAUGGCAGAGAACAUGGCUGACUUGAUAGAUGGCUACUGUCGAAUACAGAGCAAUACAGAGGCAUCUUUGAUCAUGAGGCCACAGAAUGACAGGAAAUUAAGAAAUUCACUACCUGAGAUUCCCACUUGUGACAAUAAAGAGACUACCACCAGAUACAGCAUGGGAUCUGACAUCUAUGCAGAGAUACCAGAUGAGCGGCCAAAGUCUGUAAGAUAUGGUCUGUCCAGAGAUGACAUUGUUCUGGGCAGGAUUCUGGGUGAAGGUUUCUUCGGGGAGGUUCACGAAGGAGUUUAUAAAAAGCAGUCCGGAGAGAGGAUCAGUGUUGCUGUUAAGACCUGCAAAGACUGCUCUCCUGAUGUCAAAGAGAAGUUUAUGAGUGAAGCUGUGAUCAUGAAGAACCUGGACCACCCCCACAUUGUGAGACUGAUUGGAAUCAUUGAGGAAGAUCCGGUGUGGAUCGUCAUGGAGCUGUACCAGCAUGGAGAGCUUGGAAAUUACUUGACAGAAAAUCAGCACAAGUUGACCAACGUCACGCUAGUUCUGUACACAUUGCAGAUCUGCAAAGCCCUUGCUUAUUUAGAAGGCGUAAACAUGGUCCACAGAGACAUUGCAGUGAGAAAUGUUCUAGUGGCUGAACCAGACUGUGUGAAGCUGGGGGAUUUUGGCUUGUCCAGAUACAUUGAAGAAGAAGAGUAUUACAAAGCCUCUGUGACCCGAUUACCAAUCAAGUGGAUGGCCCCUGAAUCCAUAAACUUCAGACGCUUCACAUCAGCCAGUGAUGUCUGGAUGUUUGCGGUGUGUAUGUGGGAGAUCAUGAGUCGAGGUCAGCAGCCCUUCUUCUGGCUGGAAAACAAGGAUGUGAUCAACCAGCUGGAGCAGGGCAUCCGGCUGCCCAAACCCGAGGACUGCCCCCCAACCCUGUACUCCCUGAUGACCUGUUGCUGGACCUAUGACCCUCGUGAGAGGCCCACCUUCACAGAGCUUGUAUGCAAACUGAGUGCAGUCCACAAGAUGGAGAAGGAGCAGGAAGUGGAGAUAAAGAGGGACCGGGCGCGGUCAACUCGAUACUUUGACUCCAAGUUCACCUUCAAUGAGCCUCCACCGAAGCCAUCAAGAAACAAGCCUGGUCGCUUCGCCAACACACUUAGCAUAGGCCUACAUAUUCAGCUGCCCGAGACUCUGUGUGCCAGCUCGCCCAACCUCGUUAGCCCAUGCGAUUACCAGUCGCCCUUCGACUCCAACAAAAUGCUGAUGGUGCCCAGAACCACCCCCCGGCGUCGCAGUGUCGGGGAGGGGGAUUUUAUUAUUGAGCCAUCCAGUAAGGAGGAUGCCAAGCAGCUGUGGGAGAUGGAGAAGCACCGGAUGCAGGAGACUCUGAAGAGGCAGAAACAGGAGAUGCUGGAGGAUAACAAGUGGCUAGAGAAGGAGGAGAGACUGCUGGAUCCCAUGGUACAAGAUGACAUGAAAACUCCAGUGACACCUGAAAAGGAGCCAGGAUAUGCUGAAUUCACCGGCCCCCCCGAGAAGCCUCCAAGACUAAGCGCUCAGCCGGCCCCCACAGCCGAGAUCGACCGAUCUGAUGACCAGGUCUACCACUUUGUCAUGGAGGUGGUGAAGGUGGUUGUGCAGCUGAAGAACGAUGUCAACACACUGCCGCCCUCAGAAUACGUUGGUGUGGUUAAGACGGUGGGGCUAACCUUGCGGAAUCUGACUCGCAGUGUGGAUGACGUUCUGCCUUCUCUCCAUGAGUCCAUCAGGACGGAGAUUGAAGGCACCCAGAAGCUGCUGAACAAAGACAUGGCGGAGCUGAUCAGCAAGAUGCGGCUGGCUCAGCAGAAUGCCAUCACCUCCCUGAAGGAGGAGUGCAAGAGGCAGAUGCUGGCUGCCGCUCACACCCUGGCCAUGGACUCAAAGAACCUUCUGGACGCCGUGGACCAGGCUCGUGUCCGAGCCAACCUGGCCAAACCCAAACCCGCCGCCUCCUAGCCACCCCUGGGCCAGCUCCUCGGUCAGCUGGAGGACCUGAAUCUGGACUCCCUCCUGAGGAUCAUCAAAACAACAACAAAAAAAUUCCGAUGCUGGUGAAAACAAACUUACGUUGUCUGUAAUUAAAACUGUGUUGUUGGUGGCUUUUGAAUAUUUUAGUGUUUAAUCUCACUUAAGCUAUGAUUUUUUCACAAAUGAACAAAAAUGAAUAUGCACACGUACACACAGAAAUACUUACUAAACGCAGAGCAAUUGGAAAGUUUUUUUGGUGUUUAGUUCAACUGACAGUACCGUCUCACAUAAAAGCAAAAUGUAUGACAAAGAAUAUGUACACCCUUUGUAAUAAUAAGCAAUUUUUAAUUAUUCAACGGAAAAAAAAGGAAUAUUUUAUCAUGACUGUGUUUAUCAUCAUCUGAAAUAUGUGGUGUGUAUUAUUUUAAUUAAAACAAGUGAAAAAUGA